CUCACACAAGGAGGCAUCUUUCUCUCAUUGAGCAGUUCCACUUCCUGGUUGAGCCGAGGCGCCACCUCCUGCCAAUCCCUGGAACUUCGCCGACAUUCACCCGCGAAGCAGCGGCGGCGGCACCUUUGGAAAUGGGAGAAGUGACCGGAGAGUAGCAGGCCCGAGGCCCGAGGCCCAGGCCCACCGAGCCGGGCCCAGGAGGCGCCGCGAUGAGGGCCCGGGAGGCGCUGACGAACGCGGCCACACUCGCCUCCUACAGCGCGGGGCUGCAGGUAAUGUUUCGGGUGCUGACCUUCAUCUUGAAUGGCUAUACAUUGCGCUACGUAUCCAAGGAGACUAUUGGUGUUGUCAAUGUGAGACUCACGCUGCUAUAUUCUACAGUUGUUUUCCUUGCCAGAGAAGCCUUUCGGAAGGCUUGCCUAAAUGUUGGUGUGGAGCGGAAGUGGACCCAGAUUAUAAACCUGCUCUGGUUAACGGUUCCUCUGGGGGUAUUCUGGGCUUUGCUCAUGGCCUGGGUGUGGCUCAAUUUGGUGGCAAUCCCAGACCCAGCAGUUAUACCUCACUAUGAGGUUGGAGUGGUGGCAUUUGGGUUCUCUGCUGUGGUGGAACUCCUCGCUGAGCCUAUGUGGGUGCUGGCUCAAGUGCAUAUGUUGGUGAGUGUAAAGGUGAUUGCUGAAAGUCUGGCCAUUGCUGUGAAAUGUGUAUUGACGGUGGUGUGCAUCACUCUGGUACCACACUGGGGUCUCUACGUAUUUUCUCUGGCUCAGAUCCUGCACUCCUUCACUCUCCUUGCGUGCUAUCUGCUGUAUUUUAUGAAAUUUAUCGGCUCAAGGGAAGCACAGAGGAAAUCUUUCCCCCUCACUUCAUUGACUGACUUACUGCCCAAACCUCUGCCUCGCCAGCAUGUCAUUGAUCUACAACUGGCCAAACUGACAUGGACUUUUUACAAACAAUCUAUGCUCAAGCAGAUCCUAACAGAAGGUGAACGAUAUGUCAUGACAUUUCUCAAUGUACUCAAUUUUGGAGAACAAGGUAUCUAUGACAUUGUGAAUAACCUGGGCUCACUGGUGGCUCGAUUCCUGUUCCUUCCCAUUGAGGAAAGUUUCUACAUUUUCUUUGCCAACGUUCUUGAGCGAGGAAAGGAUCCCAGGCACCAGAGGGAGGAGGACGUUGGUCUGGCAGCACUCGUUCUGAAGAUGCUUCUGAAGAUGGUGUUCCUGAUCGGAAUGACCAUCUCUGUCUUUGGCUAUUCCUAUUCUCAGCUGGCGCUGGACAUCUAUGGUGGAUCAUGGCUCAGCUCGGGACCAGGACCUGGUCUCUUGCGUUGUUAUUGUGUCUAUGUGUUGCUGUUGGCUGUUAACGGAGUGACUGAAUGUUUCACAUUUGCUGCAAUGAGCAACCAGGAGGUUAGCAGGUAUAACUUUGUGAUGCUGGCUCUGUCUCUGUCAUUCCUUGGCCUUUCGUAUUGCUUAACUUGGUGGCACGGAGCCAUUGGCUUCAUUUUAGCAAACUGUUUGAACAUGGGAUUACGAAUUACUCACAGUCUCUGGUACAUCCGUCGUUACUUCCGGUCCACUGAACACCGGCCCCUCAGAGGCCUCCAGCUGGCCACACCUUUACUCCUGGUCUACCUCACUAGUGGAGUAGUGACUGUUAUCUCUCAGGCUGCGUUGUGUUGUGACCAAGGUCUAUUUUCCCGCUCGCUUCACGUUCUUUUUGGGGCCAUUUGUUUACUUGCGGUGGUUGUGGCAAUCGUCUCCACUGAGCCCAAGCUUGUACAAUUCAUCAGAGCUCACUUUCUCUCUCGGGACAAAACUGAAAUCGUGAAAUGGGAAUGAAAGCAGUCGAGUGAAUCGAGAGAGCAGAAGACAAACAAUGCCAACAGACUUGCCUGCAAGUGGGUCACACCACAGCAUUGGAUGAAGGAUUGUGUGGACAAGACCCCACCCCGUUGCAACCCACUGGAAUAAAACACUGCCGCCAUGGAAAUAUUCA
Molecule: messenger RNA, 1995 nt
Organism: Amblyraja radiata (thorny skate)
Lineage: Eukaryota; Metazoa; Chordata; Chondrichthyes; Rajiformes; Rajidae
Gene: rft1
Product: RFT1 homolog
Exons: 13
Coding region: 210-1838 (542 amino acids)
Biological process (GO): dolichol-linked oligosaccharide biosynthetic process; glycolipid translocation
Cellular component (GO): endoplasmic reticulum membrane
Source: RefSeq, a predicted model, not a curated record